AUGCUCAAAUCAGGUUCUCUCCCAAAGGGCCAUGUGUUCCACCGGUUGAUGGCAUAUACUGAUGAUGCUGGCAUACUGCGUGUGGGAGGCAGACUCAUGAAUGCCAAGCUCAGACCUGAUGCAAAGCAUCCUGCCCUACUUCCUCGUCAAGCUCAAUUCACCAGAUUGGUUAUCUAUCAGGCUCAUCGGCAAACUCUACACGGAGAAACUCAGCUCACUCUUAGCAAAACUCGUCAAGAGUUUUGGAUAAUCGGUGGAAGGGCCCCCAUCCGAUCCAGAAUCCUCUACUGUGUCAAAUGUGCCAGGUACCAGGCACAAAGAGCACAACAACUCAUGGGACAGUUACCCGAGGCCAGGGUGACUCCCUCCAGACCGUUUGCUCACACAGGUAUCGACUACGCAGGUCCAAUACAUCUCAAAUCUUGGCGCAGCAGAGGGUCGAAGACAUACAAGGGUUAG
This is a messenger RNA of Copidosoma floridanum, 459 nucleotides long. RefSeq lists its product as uncharacterized. The record is from RefSeq and is a predicted model, not a curated record. Lineage: Eukaryota; Metazoa; Arthropoda; Insecta; Hymenoptera; Encyrtidae.